CUGCGCGGUGACGGAUGUCCAAAGUUCAGAACUUUUUCAAUGUGAGAGACACAGAGAUGGGGACGGCUUAGAGCACAGCUGAGAUCCAGCACGUUGUUAUUGAGACUAUUUUUCUGUGAGUGAGCAGUGAGGAGCUGAGAUUUUUUGCGCGUUCAGAGGAGAAGUGGAGCUCUCCGUGUGCGUAUUUUGGAGCUUUAAUAUUAUUUCAAAGAAGAAAUCAUGCAGGCUCGUUACUCCGUCUCCAGUCCCAACUCUCUGGGCGUCGUGCCGUACAUCAGCAGCGACCCCAGCUACUACCGGGCCGCUGCCGGUGGAGGGUACACGGGGAUGCCCGCACCUAUGAACAUGUACUCCCACGCGGCUCAUGACCAGUACCCAGCCAGCAUGGCCCGUGCGUAUGGACCGUACACCCCCCAACCUCAACCCAAGGAUAUGGUGAAACCCCCCUAUAGCUACAUCGCGCUCAUCACUAUGGCUAUCCAGAACUCGCCUGACAAGAAGGUGACCCUGAAUGGGAUUUACCAGUUUAUCAUGGAGAGGUUUCCAUUUUACCGAGACAACAAGCAGGGCUGGCAGAACAGCAUCAGGCACAAUCUGUCUCUGAAUGAGUGUUUUGUCAAAGUGCCCCGCGAUGAUAAAAAGCCAGGCAAAGGCAGCUACUGGACCCUGGACCCGGACUCUUACAACAUGUUUGAAAACGGCAGCUUCCUGAGAAGGAGGCGACGGUUCAAGAAGAAGGACGCCAUGAAGGAGAAGGAGGAGCGGCUGCAGAAGGAUGUGCCGCCCAGGCAGCAGGCGGGCCGGGAGCAGGAGCAGCCGGUGCAGCCGGGCUCCAAGCCCGUGAGGAUCCAGGAUAUUAAGACUGAGAACGGGGCUGUGACGCCGCCGCAGGCCGACUCGCCCUCAUUGAGCACCGUGCCCAAAAUCGAGAGCCCGGACAGCAGCAGCAGCAUGUCCAGCGGGAGCCCUCACAGCAUCCCCUCCAACAGAUCCAUAGGCAUGGACAGCUCCGAGCACCACCAGCACCACGGCCAGGCCUCGACGCAGGGCUUCAGCGUGGACAACAUCAUGACCUCGCUGCGGGGUUCUCCACAAGGGGAGCUCCCCUCCAGCCUCACAGCCUCCACCAGGACAGGUAUAACACCGUCUUUGUCCUUAAACUAUUCUCCGAACCAGACAUCUGUGUAUAGUUCACCGUGUAACCAAAACUCCAUCUCCACUACCUCCAACGCGACCUAUCAUUGUAACAUGCAAGCCAUGAGCUUGUACGCCGGGGACAGGUCUAGCCACUUGGCAACGAGCACCACCGUGGACGAAACGUUGCCAGAUUACUCAGUGACGACCACCUCGUCUUCCAUGGCGCAUGGUAAUCUAAACUCCGGCCAGGAGGGCCACCAUCCCCACCAAGGGAGGCUGACCUCAUGGUACCUGAACCAGGCCGGAGACCUGGGCCACCUGGGCGCAGCGUACCCGGCGCAGCAGCAGAACUUCCACUCAGUCCGAGAGAUGUUUGAAUCCCAAAGAAUUGGCUUGAAUAACUCACCGGUGAACGGGAAUAACAGCUGUCAGAUGUCAUUCCCACCGAGCCAACCCAUCUAUCGCACUUCUGGAGCUUUCGUAUAUGACUGCAGCAAGUUCUGACCAACAGCAUAGGCUCAGUUUAUUUUCCUCACGGUGUUUGAACUCUUCCAGUAAAAAUCCAAGCCCACACCACAUGGACUAAUAUGAGACAGAAAACUAAAAAAACAGACUUGAUCUUGGUUUUUCUAAAGAAAAGUGUUACUGCAAAUAACACGUAAGUCUCUCUUUGCUUUUGUGCUUUUAUGUGUAAGAGGAUGUGUCAGUUUUCAAGGACGUGUAAAUUGCAUAUAGUAAUUUAUUUCUAAAAAAAAAAAAAGAAAAAAAGAAGAAGAAAAUGUAGCCGGAUAUUAUGGACCAAACACCAAAAAAAGUGUUUCUAAAUUGAAUUGCCUUAAUUGUCCAAACAAGUGUUCCAUUAUAAAAGUAAGAAAAAAAGGAACGUGUGUAUCGCCGUACUAUUUCAAAGAUUCUUCAUUUGUUGAAAAGUAUUCUGAAGGAUUUUUUGUUUUGUUUGUUUAAUAAAUUGUCAUUUUAUGUGAGUUAAA
This is a messenger RNA of Centropristis striata (black sea bass), 2126 nucleotides long. It is a transcript of the gene foxc1a, whose product is annotated as forkhead box C1a. Gene Ontology annotation, biological process: regulation of transcription by RNA polymerase II; anatomical structure morphogenesis; cell differentiation. The coding region runs from base 220 to 1641 and encodes 473 amino acids. Lineage: Eukaryota; Metazoa; Chordata; Actinopteri; Perciformes; Serranidae. The transcript has a single exon. The record is from RefSeq and is a predicted model, not a curated record. Gene Ontology annotation, molecular function: RNA polymerase II cis-regulatory region sequence-specific DNA binding; DNA-binding transcription factor activity, RNA polymerase II-specific.